Molecule: messenger RNA, 180 nt
Organism: Candidula unifasciata
Lineage: Eukaryota; Metazoa; Mollusca; Gastropoda; Stylommatophora; Geomitridae
Source: the annotation of a GenBank genome assembly
AUGCAUCUGAAUGAGAAAGAUCAAGAGAUUGAGUUUCUCCGGUCUAUGUUGGGGCGUUUGUCAGAGAGAUUGGAAAAUAUGGAAAAAUCUGUGGACUUGAAACUUGAACUGGUAGAGCUAAAUCAAAGUAAAAUAAUGGAUGAAAUUAUGGAUAACAGAAAGGAUAUCACUGCUGUUACG